Messenger RNA from Trypanosoma theileri, 2118 nucleotides. Its product is annotated as surface protease GP63. Gene Ontology annotation, cellular component: cytoplasm; membrane. The transcript has a single exon. Bases 1 to 2118 code for a protein of 705 amino acids. NCBI's taxonomy places the organism in Eukaryota, Euglenozoa, Kinetoplastea, Trypanosomatida, Trypanosomatidae. Gene Ontology annotation, molecular function: metalloendopeptidase activity. Gene Ontology annotation, biological process: proteolysis; cell adhesion. The record is from RefSeq and is a predicted model, not a curated record.
AUGGAGAACUACUUUAUGCGUCACCUAUUGUACCCUGUACUGCUGCUAUUCCUGUUAUUAUGCUGUGCCGGCACAUCCUUUGCUGCUGUUGUGCAGCACUUACCACAAAGAGGAGAGAGUGCUUUGCAUGCGUACACCGUCGCCGACCUUGAGAAGAGUGGGAGAAACUGGAAGCCCAUACACAUCGAAGUAUCCGCAGAAGGCGUGAAUAAUGUGUUGAGGGACUGUGACAGAAAGCGAGCCUUGGCCGAACAGUUAAAGGGGACGGGUACUCGGAGAUAUGACGACAGUGUGUUCUGUGAUAAUAAGACUGGGAUAACUGAUGAAAAGAAGGACCUCUUACUGAAUAAACUCUUACUCGCCGCGAUCAAGUUGCAUACAGAUCGUCUCAACAUUGAACAGAAAGAGGGUGAAGUUGUGGUCUCUACAAGCACCAUAAACUCAUUUUCGGGAGAAUGCGGGGUCAUAAAGUCAUGGGAACACAAAAAAAGUUUCUCCAAGGCUGAUUUUGUACUUUUUGUUGGUCUUGAUGAAUCUGAAAUGUCAACAAUAGUAUGUUCUCAGGAUUUAGAAGAACGACCAACUUCUGCACUGAUCAAAUUUGUACCGAAAGACAUUCUGGACACGAGACACUUUGUCCGCACGGCAGCGCAUGAGAUUGCACAUGGACUUGGGUUUGAGGUGACCCGUAUGAGGAAACUUAAAUUGAUUAAAAAGGGGGCACUGAGAGGAAAAGGGAAGGUCACGGCCGUGGAUUCUGAAAUAAUUCAGGAGAUGAUGAGAGAACAUUACGACUGUCACUUGGAUAUCACCGGUAUGUACAUGGAGGAUGAGGGUAAUGGUCGCAGAAAGUUGCACUGGGAGCGAAGGAUUGCGAAGGAUGAAUUGAUGAGUCCAUACACGGGAGAACCUUCUGGCAUGUUCUACACUAAUCUGACACUUGCAGCAUUCCAUUCCUUGCCUUUCUACAGCGCGAACUUCAACAUGGCAGAGCCGAUGAGCUGGGGAAAGAAAUCUGGAUGUAAUUUACUUCAUAAGACAUGCGACAGGUACAGGGAUGAAUUAAUGAAGUACACCAACAUGUUCUGCGACGAAAACGGACCGGUCUUGCAGUGCACAUCUGACCGUUUCGCCCUUGGAACGUGUUCCUCCAAGUCACUGCCAGGUACCCUGCCUGGGGAGUACCACUACUUUACAAAGACUGCUGGACAGAAUGAGAUGACGAAUGGCUGCCCCAUCAUCAAACCAUUAAAGGAAACUACAUGCGAGAGUGGUGAUGUUGCACUGAUGCCUGGAAGUAUUGUGAGCAAUAUGUCACGGUGUCUGAAUGUGAACAAACCGCUGGAGUUCAGCGAGGGAGAUCAGAGAAAUGGAGUGACCGCAAAGGGCAUUUGUGCAAAGGUAAAGUGUGAGAAUGGCAAGGUGAGUGUGCAAUACAAGGAAGAUACUACUAAGUGGAUUGAGUGCAGUGGUGAAAACGCCACUAUUGAAAUGAAGGAUUCUAAAUUCAAAGGUGUGAGUAUUGUUUGCCCCAAAUACGAAGAAGUGUGCACAGGGUUGAAUGAAACCGAUCUUCCCACCAUUGAGUAUGACGACAAGAGCGACAAUUCUAACGCAAGUGAAAUUCCAUCACCAAACGUGGAUUCACCAGAGAAAAAUGAUCCAUCAGAAGCCGAGAAGGCACCACAAACCGAAGAGUCACAUCAUCCCAACAAGUCACCGCAAGAAGAGGAUACACAGAAUGCUGAAAUUCCAUCGAAAGAGGGAGGUUCACCAGAGAAAAAUGAUCCAUCAGAAACCGAGAAGGCACCUCAAACCGAGGGUUCGCAUCCUGAAGAAAAACCAUCGCAAGACGAGGUUACACAGAAUGCUGAAAUUCCAUCGAAAGAGGGUGGUUCAUCAAAGCCAGAAUCCCCUGAUAACAACGACACAACUAAUAUUGAAAAUGGACAAGAUGACCACAACACGGGGAAUGACUUAACUGACAGUAAAGUGGAAAAUACCAACAGCCCUACAGGUGUCAUUUCUGGGAAGGACACUGACAACAGCAUCGCUCUCUCGUUCUUUGGACCUCUUAUGCUUCUCGUGUGUGUUGUUGCUGCAGUGGUGGCCCUGUGA